Molecule: messenger RNA, 1302 nt
Organism: Candidozyma auris
Lineage: Eukaryota; Fungi; Ascomycota; Pichiomycetes; Serinales; Metschnikowiaceae
Exons: 1
Coding region: 1-1302 (433 amino acids)
Cellular component (GO): Golgi apparatus
Source: RefSeq, a predicted model, not a curated record
AUGCAACGGUUUUCUGAAAUUGAAAUAGAAGAUCCUGCGAGCGAUAACGAUCUGCUCAAUCAAAGCUCGGCAGCCCGAGUGGGUGGUAUGGCUAACUCCACCUCUCAUAGUCAGCUAAAUCUUCACGAAUACGCUAGAGUCGGUUCUCAACAAUACCUAACACUUGACGAUGAUCUGAUCCUCAAGGUAUCCACCGAUUUCGAUUCAAAUACACAGUAUGACUCUUUUAAUGCCCAGCCAGGCUCAUCUCACAAUGCCUUCUUCCGCUUGAACAAGUCGCUCAAAGACGACGAUAAGAGGUACGCUUGGGGUUCAAGAAUGUGUUUAGCCAUCUCGAUAGUUUCUGCUGUGCUUGUUGUGGGCCUCGAGGGAUUUAUGUAUGGCGUCAUCAAUGUUCACAAAGAACAGUUUCACUCACAUGCAAGGUACUUGGAGAUGUCCAUUUUCCUUGCACUUUUUAUUUUUGCUGGUGUCUAUCAAGUCGUGGUGACGAUCAUAGCUCAGCACACGAAGAAUAUGCUUCUAUUCACGCUUCUUUGCUUGUUUUACGCUACAAUGGUAUUAUACACUGGAAUUCAAUACAAGGAAGUAUCAGAGAAUCUAGAGCUUGUCUCAUCUCCCGCGUGGAGGGCAGCUGCCAAAGGAACUAACAUAGCCGUCAUUGCAGUGUUAGGAUUCACACUUGUGGCCCAGUUUGUGGUGAUUUAUUGUGUUCUUCUCAAAAGCAUGCAAUGGUUCAAGUUCAAAAAGAUUGGUGCGUCAAUUGCGAUCAAGCGCAUGUACACUGUGUUUCAGAUUCACAGAAGUCUCUUGAUAUUUGAUCUCUUUUUCUUUCUUGGCUUCACAGUCCAGUUCAUUGUUGUAAUGGUUGCCGACAAGAAGUCGUUGGAAUUCAUUCUUACGUGCUGCAUGCUCCCACUCACGCUUUUGGUCUUGUUUCUUGCCGAUUUUGCCGCCACCAGAGAGCUUCUUUGGCUCAGUCUCUUCACGUUAUGUUGUCUUGUGGCGGGAGUUGUGUACGUGCUUUUCAAGACUAUUCGCCUUUUUACCAAAUACACAUCGGCUUAUGAUGUCGCUUUGGAACCCGGCUCAUACUUCCCGGGUAGAACCUCGAUGGCCACAUUUGCAGUAAUCACACUUGUGUUUCUUUUCGUCACCAUUGCUUGUGAAGCCUGGCUGGUCUGGAACUACAACCGAGGGCUUCUUCUGGCUGUGAACACAUACUACAGUAGAUUACCGCUUCUGGGAGCAAGGAGUGGAAAGUUGGAGAAAGAUGACCAGCAAUCUAUCCUCAUAGACUAG